This is a messenger RNA of Lodderomyces oxycetoniae, 591 nucleotides long. It is a transcript of the gene TEM1, whose product is annotated as Ras family GTPase. The coding region runs from base 1 to 591 and encodes 196 amino acids. Gene Ontology annotation, molecular function: GTPase activity; GTP binding. Gene Ontology annotation, cellular component: spindle pole body. The transcript is spliced from 2 exons. The record is from RefSeq and is a predicted model, not a curated record. Gene Ontology annotation, biological process: positive regulation of mitotic division septum assembly. Lineage: Eukaryota; Fungi; Ascomycota; Pichiomycetes; Serinales; Debaryomycetaceae.
AUGGAAGAAGAUCAACAGGAACAAAACAACCAGUACAUCGGUUUAAUUGGAGAUUCGCAGAUUGGUAAGACGUCUCUAAUGGUAAAAUAUGUUGAGGGUUCAUUUGACGAGGAUUAUAUACAAACGCUCGGUGUUAAUUUCAUGGACAAACGAAUACAGAUUAGAAACACAACAAUAAUGUUUUCGAUAUGGGACUUGGGCGGACAAAAGGAGUUUGUAAACAUGUUGCCAUUGGUUUCCAACGAUGCUGUAGCUAUACUAUUUAUGUUUGAUUUGACUAGAAAAUCUACUUUAAAUUCAAUAAAAGAGUGGUACCGACAAGUGCGAGGCUUCAACAAAACUGCUAUUCCAUUUUUGAUAGGGACAAAGUAUGAUCAAUUUAUCGAUCUUUCCUUUCAGGACCAAAUUGAGAUUACUCAGCAAGCAAAGAAAUUUGCAAGUGCAAUGAAAGCACCUGUGGUUUUUUGCUCCACGAGCCAUUCAAUCAAUGUACAAAAAAUUUUCAAAAUCAUCUUGUCAAAGGCAUUCGACUUGAAGUUGAAUUUAGAUGAAAUUGUGAAUGUUGGAGAGCCUAUAUUGAUAUUCAAAUGA